Molecule: messenger RNA, 3794 nt
Organism: Syngnathoides biaculeatus (alligator pipefish)
Lineage: Eukaryota; Metazoa; Chordata; Actinopteri; Syngnathiformes; Syngnathidae
Gene: sfmbt2
Product: Scm like with four mbt domains 2
Exons: 22
Coding region: 799-3438 (879 amino acids)
Biological process (GO): regulation of DNA-templated transcription
Cellular component (GO): nucleus
Molecular function (GO): histone binding; transcription corepressor activity
Source: RefSeq, a predicted model, not a curated record
UUAAUAUAUACCUUUUUACUGUGAAAAAAGUGCAAUAGUCCGCCUCUUAUUGACAUUCUUAUCAAGUUACGAAACUUUUUUGGGGGGGGGGGCAAAUCUAGCUUUGCUUGUAACAUUUUGAUGUUUUCCUCACAUUAUUUUGCUUGAACAACAUGUCAAAUUUUUAUCUUUGACGAAUGCAACCCUCACCCCGAUCGCAGGGUUUUCUUUCCUCCUGACUUUGUCGUAAAUUUACAAACAUUCCUCCAAAGUCAAACAUGUGCUUUAUUCCCAAAUUGUCGGCAAGCCCUUGAAACAAGGCAAAGCAAAUUUAUUUAUAUAGCGCAUUUCAUACACGAGGUAACUCGGUGUGCUUUACAUGAUUAAAGGCAUUUGAAAACAAAGAGAUAAAACAUUUAAAAUGGGAUAAAAACAAUGAAAAAUGACCAAAUAUAAAAAAAAAAGACAAAACCGCGUACAGUGCAAGUAAUAUGAUCAAAAAGUGGACAUAUUUUAUAAAGCAUGAGAAAAAAAAAUGAAGUUUUCAACCUGCAUUUCAAAACAUUCCCACUCGGGGCUGACCUCACCUCUGUUGUGUGCAGCAUAAUAGCUCAAUGCUGCUCCGCCAUGUUUGCUUUGGACUCAGCGCUUCACUAUUUGACCCGAGUCAGUCGAUCUCAGAGCUCCACUGGGUUUGGAUUCUUGGAAUCGCGAGGAAGAAGCGGCGGCGGCGGCCAGUGUCGGAUUUGUCGACGGUCCACUUUUUUGGGUUUUUCCGAAGAAGCGUGAGAUGCGUUGACGAGUUGUGAGGCGGCUAAGAUGCAGUCGCUGGCGCAGGGUCAGUCGAAGGCGCCCGCCCGCCCGACCAACGGGAAGGAGGAAGCCGUCGACUCGGAACCGGAGCCCGCGGAGGAGCAGGAGCAGGAGGAGGCGGAGGCGGAGUUUAACUGGCAGGAGUACAUGGAGGAGACGGGAGCCACCGGCGCUCCGGACGGCGCCUUCAAGCACGUGGAGGUGAGCCUGCAGAGCAGCUUCCAGCCGGGCAUGAAGCUGGAGGUGGCCACCAAGGGCGCGGCCGACGCCUACUGGGUGGCCUCCGUCGUGGCCACGUGCGGGCAGCUGCUGCUGCUGCGCUUCAGCGGCUACGGCGACGACCGCAGGGCCGACUUCUGGUGCGACGUCAUGACGGCCGAGCUGCACCCGGUGGGCUGGUGCGCCCAGAACCGCAAGACCCUCAUGCCCCCCCAAGAUAAGCUGAGAAAAGCUAUUAAAGAGAAACACGGCGACUGGACAGAGUUUCUGGUUGCCGAGCUGACCGGCUCCAGGACGGCGCCCGCUAACCUGCUGGAGGGGCCACUACGAGGGAAGAACACCGUGGACCUGAUCGUCCAAGGGUCGGUCCUGGAGCUGCGGGACGCGUCGGACCCGUUCCGGUACUGGCCGGCGCGCGUCGUCCGCAACGUGGGCGGGCGGCUGCGUCUCCGCCCCGCCGGCCUCUCCGACGAGCGCCCGUCUCGGGACGUGUGGCUCUUCUACCUGGACGUGAGGCUGCGGCCGCUCGGGUGGGCGCAGGAGAACCGCCUGGCCUUGGAGCCGCCCCCAGAAUUGCGGACCCUGAAGAGCGCCGCCGACUGGCAGCGAGCUCUGGAGGACGUGCGGCGGGCGAGCGCCGUGCCGCUCGAGGUCUUCAAGGACCAUUCCGACGUGCCCGCGCACGCCUUCAAAGUGGGCAUGAAGCUGGAGAUGGUUUCUCCGUGGGACCGCCUGCAAAUUUGCCCCGUUUCUGUCACCAAGGUCUUCAGUGAGAACUACUUUCAAGUCACAGCGGACAACCUGGCGGCCGACGCCGAGCCGCGUUCGGUGUUGUGUCACGCCAACUCUCCGGGCAUCGUGCCCGUCCAGUGGUGCCUGAAGAACGGCGCCAUUCUUGAGAGGCCGCGCGGCUACCGGGGUCAGGACUUCGACUGGGCCGACUACCUCAAGCAGAGCGCCGCCGAAGCCGCCCCAGACUCCUGCUUCCCUGACACGUGGCAGACGCGGGCGUUCGCCAAGGACACGUGGCUGGAAGCGGUGAACACUCGGCGACCGGCGGAGAUUUGCGUGGCCCAGAUUACUCAAGUCCGAGGUCGCCUGUUGUGGCUGCGACUGGAAGGUGUGGCCCCGCAGUUUUGUGAGACCAUCGUGGAUGUGGAGUCCAUGGACAUCUUUCCUGUGGGCUGGUGCGAAGCCAACUGCUACCCUCUGAACCCGCCGCUCAAACCCACCCGUGGAAAGCAGCGGAAGAUUGCAGUGGUCCAGCCCGAGAAACAAUUGGCGCCAUCCCACCCGGUGGAGCCGCCUCCCGCCAGUCUUUGCCAGCCUCCUCCCAAUGACGCGGCCAAUGGACGCUACUGCUGCUCCAAGGUGUUUGUCAACCACCGCUGCUUCUCAGGACCGUACCUCAACAAGGGACGCAUCGCCGAGCUGCCGCAGGCGGUCGGGCCCGGAAAAUGCACCCUGGUUCUCAAAGAGCUCCUCACCAUGCUCAUCAACGCCGCCUACAAGCCCGGGCGUGUCCUCAAGGAGCUGCAGGAGCUGGAGGACGCCAGCUGGGACUGCCAGGAGGAGACCUUGAAAGCCAAAUAUAAAGGGAAAACGUACCGCUCCAGCAUCAGAAUUGUCCGGCUGGCCGAGCUCAUCCCGGACUUCUGCCGCAAAGUGUGCAUCAAGCUGCAGUGCUGCCCCAACCUCGUCGGCCCCACGCUGGUACCCGAAAAGUGUCCGGAGAGCUGCUUUGUUCAGACCAAAACCAAAUACACUUAUUACUACGGGAAGAAGAGGAAGCUGUCCAAGCCUCCUGGAGGCGAGGAGGCCGCAGGAGGAGCAGAGCCGCUCAAACCGAAGCGCAAGAAGAGGAAGAGCAUCUUCGUGCAGAAGAAGCGGCGCUCGUCAGCGGUGGACUACACUCCCGCGGGCUCAGCCCAGGAAAGCGAGGGAGAAGCGGAGAACGGGGCGUCGCGGUCGGGUAGCGAGGGAACCACCUCGGAACCCCGCGACGACCUGACCGACGCGUCUUCUGUGGAGACGGCCAGCAGCCGUCCGCAACGGCGCGACGCCGAGUCCGCGGGCGACAGUAACGCCGGCGGCGGCCAGGAGGGCCGACGGAGGUCUACGCGUCAGCUCCUCAGCAAGUAUCAAGCACCCAAAGAAGAAGAAACGCGGGAAGAGGAGGAGCCGCUAGUUCUGGACAAAAACCCACUGGAGUGGAGCGUACAGGAAGUGGUCCAGUUCAUCAACUCCACCGACUGCGCGUCGCUCGCGAACAUCUUCCAGGAGCAGGACAUCGACGGGCAGGCCAUGCUGCUGCUGACGCUGCCCACUGUGCAGGAGUGCAUGGACCUGAAGCUCGGGCCCGCCAUCAAGCUGUGCCACCACAUCGAACGCGUCAAGGUGGCGUUUUACAGACAGUACGCCAACUGAGCCCGAUGGGGAACUCCCAAUUUCCAAAGCUGUGAAGCGCGAGACGCGGGAGCCGAGCGCUGAGAGUUUUUCUCGCUUAUGUUUUCAUUUAGUGCGAGAGGAUCCUUUGGAUGUUUUAAUUUAAAAACAGAUUAAAACCGGCCAAUAAUUAAUAUAUUUGGACUAUUUAUUGCUGUGCUCACUUUGAGGUGCAACUGCUUUUACUUUUCCUCUUUCAAUUAAUUCGACAACAUUUAAAAAAUGUGCUCCUCUCCUUCUGUGAACUCCAACCAACCGACUGCUGUUGUUUUGCUCAUCUAUGCAAAUGUAUUGUUUGCUGAUAUUUUGAUAAGAAAAUAAAUUUCUAUUCAUUUGCA